CAGCUUUUAUGUCCAGUCCGAUUUGUCCCAACCUCUUACUUGUACUCACACAGAAUAAUAAAAAUCCCACCACAAGGCCGUCGAAGCACCUUUCUCUCUUUUACUCUGUCUCUGAUACACACUUAUAAAUUAUGAUGAUGAUCAGCCCUCAGUCAUCUCUUCCCUCUCUCCGGAUGAGUCCGAAAAUAGCUAAUGAGGAAGAAGCCUCUUACCAUUCUCAUGGCAUCGACGAAGAUGAGGAAAAAGAGAAGACUAGCAUAGAUUGGUGUAAUCGGGUGUAUGGCAAAUGCCGCAGAGCUCGGGGCGGAGGUUGGCUUCUAGGAAGAGUGUUGGACCCUCGAUCCAUGUGGAUUCAGGAAUGGAACCGGGUAUUUCUGCUUGUGUCUACAACGUCUCUCUUCGUGGAUCCUCUCUUCUUCUAUGCCCUCUUAAUCAGCGAGACAUGCAUGUGCCUCUUCAUCGAUGGCUGGUUCGCCAUCACCGUGACUGCACUACGGUGCAUGACCGACGCCCUGCAUGUAUGGAACAUGUGGUUGCAGUUCAAAAUGGCUCAGCGCUCCCAAGCCGUCGUGAUGGUGGAAGAUAGUGCCAAGCUUCAGAACACCAGUGCUCGCUCCACAGCCCUCCGCUACCUCAAGGCCAAGAAGGGUUUCUUCUUAGACCUCUUCAUCCUCCUCCCAGUGCCCCAGGUAACAACGCUAACUCCUCCAUUCCCUUCCUUACACCCUUACUCAUCCUCAUCGUUUCCGUCGUCGCCAUCAUCAUCAUCAUCAUCAUCAUCAUCAAAUUUACAUAAAUAUUCCAAGAAUAAGUGA
Molecule: messenger RNA, 815 nt
Organism: Nelumbo nucifera (sacred lotus)
Lineage: Eukaryota; Viridiplantae; Streptophyta; Magnoliopsida; Proteales; Nelumbonaceae
Source: RefSeq, a predicted model, not a curated record